Oncorhynchus mykiss (rainbow trout) is the source of this 6136-nucleotide messenger RNA. RefSeq names its product proline rich membrane anchor 1 (gene prima1). Lineage: Eukaryota; Metazoa; Chordata; Actinopteri; Salmoniformes; Salmonidae. The record is from RefSeq and is a predicted model, not a curated record.
GUAUAUUCUUCAUUUAACAUAUCUAUCUGUUUCGCUCAAAUCGCUGAAUGUGUGUGUGUGUGUGUGUGUGUUUGCUGACUGAAAUUACGCUGUGACUUACCCAAGCAAUUGUUGAUGCCCAUCAUUACAGGCGGAGUUGAUAUUGAUACUCGCGCACCGUCGCUCUUCUCUACACAGUUAUUUUUAACAUGUUCAGUGACACUUUGCAGAGAGUGAAUGUGCAUUGAUUUGAUGAUAAUGCAUUAGAGCCGUUAUAGGCAGAAUUGUUGCUUUUUCACCACCGAAUUUCGCGCGGGACCAAUGUUGCACGUAUUUUUCCUAAUGCGCUUUAACCCAAGUGUAGCCUAUGUGUACAGGCAAUGUUCACUCUCAGGCUUCUGAAGAUGCCUCCGCAAUUUUUGCCUCAAUAAACCAAGACAUAUUACCAACAGCCGCGUAGCUCACUCAGUACACAUGUACACGGAAUUAUAAAUUAUAGGGAUAGGCGGUGUGCGCUUAUUCUCAGCAUGUCUAACUUUCGUGGCUCAUCCCUGGCCGUCAUUCGAGUUAAAUGCAAGGGCAGGGAUGACUCCCAAACUGCGACUACCACCUAAAACAUCACGGCCCGCUGAUUUUAUAUUGGAGAACUUUGGACUUUUCAGCUGUGGAUACCAACCAAAAAGCGCUGCACAUUUGCGCGGUGAUUCCAACUUUCUAGAGAGGCCUAAUUAAAUUAACUAGGUUUGUGGAUGCAGGACGGAUGGUUGUUCAAGCUCUCUCAUGCCACCAACAAUUGUGGAAACAGGGCAAGAAUGUGGCAGAAUCACUUUUUUGGAAACGUCCAACAGAGAUUUCGUUGUCGAGUCGACACUGGAUUAAGUUCUUGAAAAUAGACGAGUGUUAUGCGUCUCAUGCUUGUUUCCUUUACACGAGGGCUGUGAGAGCGAAGGAGGAAUGCUUGUCCGAGAGAUAUUGCUGCUCAUUUUAGGUUUUUCGCAUUUUGUUUUUGGUCACUGCUUUCUAACGUCGUUUUUACUUUUUUUCCAGUUCACUCAGGGAGAGCCCCAGAGUUCAUGUGCGCGGAACGUUGCAGAGAGGGCGGGUGAGAGCUGCCAGCUGGCGUGCCAAUGUAGACCCUACCCUCCCCUGCCACCCCCGCCCCCACCUCCUCCACCCCCCAGACUUCUGGUCUUCACUGUGGCUCCCUCCACAGUGCCUCCCAUGAAGCCGUGGUGGAAGGAGAUCGUGGUGUUGGGGACAGUGGGCUGUGCCUCGGUUGCCUUCCUCCUGUUGAUGGUCAUCAUCUGCUAUAAGGCCAUAAAGAGGAAACCCCUACGGAAGGAGGAGAAUGGAACAAGCCGAGGGGAGUACGCCAUGAGCUCGCGCAGCAAGAAGACGGUGGACACCAACAACACAGGGGUGUAGGAAGUGCCCAGAUAGAAGGAUCACGGCAACCACAACCCCAAACCACUAGAAAUGACAAGAAGCCCUCCUUGACUUUGAGAAGGCAGGGGGGCUGGUAGGAGGGAGAGUAUGAACUUGCAACCCAACAGCAAAUCAUGCUUCAGACCAUUGUGGGACCAUAUGAAAGAGAGCUUGGCCGUAGGUCUGUGAAAGAGAAUAGCAUUGAUAAAUAUAUUAAUCCGGGUUUGGAACUCAGUAGCUGACUCCUUCACACGCAGGGCUUGAGGGCUUAACACUGGAAGCCUUAACGGGAUGGCUCGUCUAGUGUGGACUCGAUGUCUAGCGGGCACUCGAUAACAGCUGCCAGCACAUUGGCCAAAUCUGUAAGUCCAUACAUCACCUUGGAGACCCCUAAGUGGACAGAAGCGACACGAAAUACAGAGGAUAAAAAAUCGCAUGCACUUUCUGUUGAAUGCAAUGAUUUCUGUCUUUCUCUUUCUGCACUUCCCGCAACCCUCCACGUUUCAUUGUCUUGUCCCCCCCCUUCCCCUUCCUCUCCUGCCUCUGAAGGUUCCUUGAUGACGCCUUUUGUUAAUUGACAUUCUACUUGAAACACAAAAUCAUGUUGAUGGACAAGGAUUGCAGUGGUCUGUACACCAAAAUAUGACAAAAGAAGAACUGUCAUCGUGAAGAGUUCAAUGUAUUGCUUUUGGUCUCUGACUAUGCAAUUUGAAAGGAUAUGAGAUAUGUUCCCAAGGGUUGUUUCCUUAUUAUGAAAAUAGGGCAUGAGAGUAUCCAAUGCCGACCAGUUAUGAAUCCUGUUUAGUGCUUUCCGACGCAGAUCUGCAUUUGAAUUUCUGUAGUAUGUGUACUACAAUGUGUAUUAAUCAAUGAGAGAACUCAGCCCAUAGAAAUACACAUAUGUGACUCAAAGAGUUUUUACAGGGGCUAUAUUCAGUGUGGAUUUAGCAAAAUUACAUCAUGAUGCACAGCGGAGCAACUUCCUGCUUACAGAAAUGUGGGCAUGCCUCAAGAGGGGGCUCAAAUUGGGAAGAGCCAAUAGCGGCAGUCUUUCAAGUUUGUUCAUUUGUUAUUGCCCCGCUGUGUAUGAUGAUACAAUAUUGCUGAGUCUACCUUUAAGAAAGGUAUAAUUAACCUUUUUAUUUUUAUUUGUAAGUAUAUGUUUCCCCAAAAAAUGCAUUCCAAAAUUGCAUUCUGUACUCUUUUGUCAAAGUCUCUAUUGUAAAGUUUGGCUCCAGGAUUCAGUCUUCUGGAUUUGGGUUAAUGACCUACACCUUAAAUGCACUGAAAACUUUGGAUGUUAGCAUUGCCUAUGGGCUUUCCACCCUUAACAAAGCCAGGGUUCAGCAUUUCAUUAAUGGCUAACCUGCAGUUUCUACCCUAAUAGUCUACUGGAUACAUAUCUAAAAGACAGUUGUAAAAUUACUGCGCAGGAGGGGCGCUCCAAAAUAAGGGAGGGGUGUGCUUUGGGGAGGAUUGUGUCGAUUUUUAUUGGGCAAAGGGGAGGGUAUUGCAUUUUCCCCCUGGUUUAUAUUUGCUGUUUUGCAGGUUUUCCUAUAUAAUUUAUUCCAUCCUAGCCAACUUUACCCAUCUGCUUGCAUGGGCCUACCUUAUACACUAGCCUAUGCCACAGUACCCACAUUGGUUGCCGCCGACGGCUCUGGGCUCAUAUUUGUCACACUCGUACCUUUGAUAUUUGCCACUCCAAAGGCCACAAAACAACAUGUUUUUCAGAAUAAGCCAGAUUUCGAGUGCUUCCAUGAAAGCUUUGUGGUGCAGAAACGUGAAGCGAAAGCCACGGUGUAAUCAAUCAGGAGGUGGACAGCACAUGAGGAUGAAAUUAUGCUAAUUGACUAACAACAACAGAUCUAUGUGUUGAAGCCGAUUUCUUCCUAUUUAAGAAAUGAAAGGCUAUCCAUAGAUUUGUUGGCCAAUUCGUCCAAUAGUGUCACCACUCCUUAAAUACCUCUGUGUCCGUGAAUGGCUUGGUCUGUUAAGUUAAAACCAGUGCUCGAAUUGAAGGAGUAGGCCUAUGUGAGGAUAUGCCAUAGCCUACUUUCUUGUUAAAGAAACUGGCAAAAUCAUACCCCUUGUUAGGUUAAGAUUUUGAAGAAAUUAAAACGGAUUCUGCAUAUAUAAAGUGACUUUAUAACAAUGUUUUUCUCCCCGAUGCUUUAUGCUAGAAACAAGCUGCAAAAUGCCCAGAGACGCAACUCAGAUGCAUAUGGGGAAUAUCUUUGGUUUGUCUCUGUCAUUCAGAGGUUAAGCUAUGAAGUUUUAUAGCCGAGAAUAUAAAAAAAAACAUUGCUUGGGAAGUAAUCUAAUAGGCCUACAAUGUGUAACUCUGUCGCUACCAAUUGAGCUAUUCACUUUCUCUAAAAGGGAAGAUUUUUAAACCCAGGCAGUUUUUAGGAAUGCGCUUGUGACCGUCUCUUGUUGGGUUAAGCCAUGGAAGAGCAGCCAGCAGUUAAAGCUUACAUUUUUCUGCGUCGGGCUUCUGUCUGGGGUGGCAAGUAGGCUACAAUGCUUAGAAUCAUAUAACAUCUUAGAUUUAAUUAUUUGCAAACAGCGACAGUUUGGUUGCAAACAAGACACACUGGUUUAGCAUCGGAGAAAUGUGGUAAAAUUAAUACAUAUCUCUCUGUUCAUUCUUCGCUGAAACUUCUAUUUUCUAAAUCGGCCUUUCUUUUGGGACAUUUUGGGAGCGACAGUUUCUCUUGCAACCAAGCGGAUUGUUUUGAGGUAAUAAAAAGUAGGGUAGGCUGCCUGUUUUUCCCCAAUCAGCGCACAGAUAAAUAGACAUAAGCUACAAAACGAAUUCACCUAGAGACAUUUUGGUCUCUAUUCCAUCUGUAACGCUGAAGCGUGACAGAUCCUGAGACAGAUCCUGAGAUAGAUCCUGAGACAGAUCCUGAGACAGAUCCUGAGAUAGAUCCUGAGACAGAUCCUGAGAUAGAUCCUGAGACAGAUCCUGAGAUAGAAAUGUCAAGGUAUUUUCCGAUUGAGCUGACGAAUGCAGAGUUUACCGUGAACAUUGCCUUUACAUUUCAAUCACGAUGUAAAGCUCAACUUCCACGUUGUAGAUUGAGUAGAGCCGUUUAUCUACAACAAGUAUGUUAUUGUCAUUGAAUUAGUGAUGUACUAAACAUUUUGUGUUCAAAAUGGUGUUCAAAAUAGUGUAGGCCUAUGAAUCGGGCUGCUAUUAUAUUAUGUUCUGGCCCGACGACUAUUAGCUCAGAAAAAACGAUAUAAUUUUUAUUUUUUUUAGCUAAUAUCUUCAGUCAUGUACAUUGACUAGAAUUGCAUGGUAUGUGUUUAUAAAAGGUACUUUUUUUAUCUGACCUGCAAAUAUGCACCCCCUGAUGGUAUUUAGGAGGUAGGCCUACUUUAUCACUAUUACUGUGGUUGUAAUCAUUAUUUUGAGUUAAGUCAAUGAAGGGGGAGGGUAUUUAAUUAUUUUCAAUUACAAGGGGAGGGUCAUGUGAAAAUAUGUUUUACGUUGGGGAGGGGGGUGCAUUUUAAACGUUUUUUUAAUGACGUCUCGAGUUGGAACCCCCCCUCCCAUGCAGUAAUUUUCGAACAGUCCCUAAUAGCUACCGCAGUAAAUUACUCCACCUACAAUAUGUCUGGUACUGCAUUGUUUUCAAGGUGUGUUUCCUAAAAGCAUUGUAGCUAACAUGGUUGAUUCUCCAAGUCAAUGUACCCGAUAUCAUCAUGAAUUAAAUGUCAUGCUCAAAUCAUCCCAAAGUCUCCAAAAGGGAUUGUGUAGAAAUGUGACUUGGUGAGAAGUCAUUGACCUGGUUAGAAGCCAUUGCUAAUAUUGCAUUUGAUUGGAAAAUGCUGUAAGCCGAUAGUGGUCAGUAGAUGCAUAAGCAAACUGAUUACGGUUAGGAAGGUUAGGAAACAAACAUGUCAUUUUGUAAUUUGGUUGUACUAUCCCUUUAAUCUACGUAAACAUUGGGAACAUUUUGACGUGUAUCCUUUUUUUUUUUUUUUGCCGAAUGAUCUGCCUGUGGUUAGAUCAAAAAGUGAUAUUUCUUCUGAAGAGUGAUUCUUCCAAUCCCCCUCUCUCUAAGGAUACACAGCUUUAGUGGGCUGUAGGGAAGUGGGUCAUAAUGGGUUAACAUGCUGAAAUUCAACAUACAUUAAAAUCAAACAUUUAUUCACAUCAGAAGAAGAGUAAAAUACAAUGAUAACAGAGCUCAUAGAUCAUCAUCUUGCACACAAAGGUAACUGUCUGUAUGUCCAAGCUGUCCGUCCUUCUUCAUUUCAUGCUACAAAAGAAAUCAUACUGGACACAAUCUUUGCAUAGUCUAUACCUACAGCCCAUACAGUCUAUACCUACAGUUAACUCCACUACAUGAACAUAGUGGUGUAUUAUAAUGUACAAAAUAAGUAUAACAAAAAUAGCAUGAAUGUAAAUAUCAGUAUUUAAGACUUGUCUUCUUGACUGUUUCUCGUGUGUACAGAGUAAAUAACAUACUGUACGUUUAUAGGAUAAAAUAUUAAGAAACAAGAUGUUGAAAUGCUACCAGUCUGAGUUGAGUCAAUGUUGUUGUGUGUCUGGAACAAGCCAUUCAUGUAUAUUUGAGUAAUUAAAGGUUGUUGCACAAUGUAUGCAUCACAUACCAAAACAAUAAAUAUAUACAUAUAUAUAUUGUGCAUUGAACUAAUUUAAAUUGCAACCUGCUGACUUUUUUUUAGUUUUCAAUAAAAUUGUACUAUUGAAUAU